Centropristis striata (black sea bass) is the source of this 4191-nucleotide messenger RNA. Its product is annotated as NLR family CARD domain-containing protein 3-like. NCBI's taxonomy places the organism in Eukaryota, Metazoa, Chordata, Actinopteri, Perciformes, Serranidae. Gene Ontology annotation, molecular function: protein binding. The transcript has 9 exons. The coding region runs from base 98 to 3241 and encodes 1047 amino acids. The record is from RefSeq and is a predicted model, not a curated record.
GGCGGCGGCGGGUCUUCGGUGUUUACCGAGGAGUAAACAGCGUAUAAACGCGGUGAAACCCCCGCAGGGCUGUGGGCGGAGAGCUCUGGACUCUGCUAUGGAUCAUUGGGAGGACAAAGAGGGCCGAGUCUCUCUGUGUGAGGACCAGAACCAGGACCAAGACCAGGACCAAGACCAAGACCAGGACCAGGACCAGGACCACCGGACCAAAGCUCAGAGAGUUCAGCAGGUGAAGUCGGAGCUUUGUCCUGUCCAGCAGGGUCUCACACACUUCAGCUCCAUAUUUACGCAUCUUGAAGAAAACAUCGUCACUUUUGUGAAGAAUGAGCUGAAUGAAGUCCAGAAGGUUCUGGGUCCAGAUUACUUGGAGUUGUUGGAGAGUCAGUGGGAGGAGGAGGAGGAGGAGGAAGAGCAGAAGAGGAGCAGGGAGGCCUUCCUGAACAUCACACUGUACUUCCUGAGGAGGAUGAAGCAGCAGGAGCUGGCCGAGCGUCUGCAGAGCCGAAUGUGUCGACGUCAGCUCAAGUACAACCUGCAGAGGAAGUAUCGGAGAGUGUUUGAGGGCUUCGCUGCAGCAGGAAACCCCACCCUGCUGAACGAGAUCAGCACAGAGCUCCACACCACAGAGGGAGGGGGCGCAGAGGUCAAUGAGGAACAUGAGUUUAGACAGAUGGAAACUGCAUCCAGGAAACCAGACAGACCAGAAACAAGAAUCAGACAAGAAGACAUCUUUAAAGCCUCAGCUGGAAGAGAUGAACCAAUCAGAACAGUGCUCACAAAGGGAGUGGCUGGCAUUGGGAAAACAGUCUUAACACAGAAAUUCACUCUGGACUGGGCUGAAGACAAAACCAACCAGGACAUCAACUUCACAUUUCCAUUCACCUUCAGAGAGCUGAAUACACUGAAAGAGAAAAAGUUCAGCUUGGUGGAACUUGUUCAUCACUUCUUUCCUGAAACCAAAGAAACAGGAAUCUGCAGGUUUGAAGAGUUCCACGUUGUGUUGAUCUUUGAUGGUCUGGACGAGUGUCGACUUCCUCUGGACUUCCACAACACUGAGAUCCUGACUGAUGUCACAGAGUCCACCUCACUGGAUGUCCUGCUGACAAACCUUAUCAGGGGAAAACUGCUUCCCUCUGCUCGCCUCUGGAUAACCACACGACCUGCAGCAGCCAAUCAAAUCCCUGCUGAGUGUGUUGACAUGGUGACAGAGGUCAGAGGGUUCACUGACCCACAGAAGGAGGAGUACUUCAGGAAGAAAUUCAGAGUUGAGGAGCAGGCCAACAGAAUCAUCUCCCAUAUCAAGACAUCACGAAGCCUCCACAUCAUGUGCCACAUCCCAGUCUUCUGCUGGAUCUCUGCUACAGUUCUGGAUAUGUUGAAAACCAGAGAGGGAGGAGAGCUGCCCAAGACCCUGACUGAGAUGUACAUCCACUUCCUGGUGGUUCAGUCCAAAGUGAAGAACAUCAAGUAUGAUGGAGGAGCUGAGACAGAUCCACACUGGAGUCCAGAGAGCAGGAAGAUGAUUGAGUCUCUGGGAAAACUGGCUUUUGAUCAGCUGCAGAAAGGAAACCUGAUCUUCUAUGACUCAGACCUGACAGAGUGUGGCAUCGAUAUAAGAGAAGCCUCAGUGUACUCAGGAAUGUUCACACAGGUCUUUAGAGAGGAGAGAGGACUGUACCAGGACAGGGUGUUCUGCUUCCUCCAUCUGAGUGUUCAGGAGUUUCUGGCUGCUCUUCAUGUCCAUCUGACCUUCAUCAAGUCUGGAGUCAAUCUGAUGGCAAAACAACGACCAACCUCCCCGUGGUGGAAACUCUUCAGCAACAAACCUAAACUGAAACAUCUCUGCCAGAGUGCUGUGGACCAGGCCUUACAGAGUCCCAACGGACACCUGGACCUGUUCCUCCGCUUCCUCCUGGGUCUUUCUCUGCAGACCAACCAGACUCUGCUCAGAGGUCUGCUGAAACACACCGGGAACAUCUCUCGGACCAAUCAGAAAACAGUGAAGUACAUCGAGGAGCAGAUCAGUGAGAACUCAUCUCCAGAGAGAAGCAUCAACCUGUUCCACUGUCUGCAGGAGCUGAAGGAUCACUCUCUGGUGUCAAGGGUCUAUUGGAUCAAGGCAGACGUACAAGUCUCCCCAGAAAAACUGUCUCCUGCUCAAUGGUCAGCUCUGGUCUUCGUCUUACUGUCAUCAGAAACAGAUCUGGACGUGUUUGACCUGAAGAAAUACUCUACUUCAGAAGAGGCUCUUCUGAGGCUGCUGCCAGUGGUCAAAGCCUCCAACAAAGCUCUGCUGAGCGGCUGUAACCUGUCAGAGAGGAGUUGUGCAGCUCUGUCCUCCGUCCUAAGCUCCCAGUCCUCCAGGCUCAGAGACCUGGACCUGAGCAACAAUGACCUGCAGGAUUCAGGAGUGAAGCUGCUGUCUGUUGGACUGAAGAGUCCACACUGUAAACUAAAGAUUCUCAGUCUGUCAGGCUGUCUGAUCACAGAGGAAGGCUGUACUUCUCUGGCCUCAGCUCUGAGCUCCAACCCCUCCCACCUGAGAGAGCUGGAUCUGAGCUAUAACCAUCCAGGAGACUCCGGAGAGAAGCUGCUGUCUGCUGGACUGAAGGAUCCAAGCUGGAGACUGGACACCCUCAGGCUGGAUCAUGGUGGAGAACAGUUCCUGAAACCUGGUCUGAGGAAGUACGCCCGUGAACUUACAGUGGACACAAACACAGUAUGCAGAUACAUGAAGCUGUGGGACGACAACCGGAAGAUGACCUAUGUGGUGGAGCAGCAGCCAUACCCGGAUCAUCCCGACAGGUUUGAGUGUUACGCUCAGCUGCUGUGUGGAGACGCUCUGACUGGUCGAUGUUACUGGGAGGUCGAGUGGAGAGGAAUCGCUUAUGUGGUGGUGGGUUACAGAGGAAUCAGAAGGAAAGGGAUGGAUCCUACCUGCUGGUAUGGAGGGAACGAUCAGUCCUGGAGUCUGAGGUGCUGUUUCUGUGAUUAUUACUAUGUCACUCACAACUGCAACAGAAUAGAGCUCCCUACUGCCUCGCCCCUCAGGUCCACUAUCUCUGGUAGAGUAGCAGUCUAUGUGGACCGUCCUGCCGGCACUCUGUCCUUCUACAGAGUGUUCUCUGGCGCUCUGGUCCACCUCCACACCUACAACACCACGUUCACUGAACCUCUUUAUGCUGGCUUUGGGUUUGGUCCGGACUGGGAUGAUCCGUUACUGUACGUGUGUCCGCUGUAGGAGAGACACUCAAAAAGCUGACACACAUGCAAGUCAUGCUAACUCAGAGCUACGAGACAGAGAAAGGACGUCUCCUUCAGGACGGACUCAGUGGACCAAUAUGAAGACAUUAUAGUCUGGAAAAACAGGAUCUUAAACACGUGGAUAGGAUGUGUGAGCCUUGCAUUGUACAUGCACCACCUUCGAUGCCAAAGAGCUCAUUGUGGACUUCACGUCUUCACACAUUUACGUCUCUGAGGACCCUCAGCUCCAGAAGACUCACCAGUGACCUCCACCAAGGCAGCUCCUUGAACAACAGUGUGUCAACAAACAACAAACACUUUGUCUAAAGGCAGCAGGUCAGCAGAGACUAAGACUGAAAAGAAAUCAACAGAUGUAAAAAAUGUAAAUGUUUACAUUAAGAGGAGUGUUGUUACACAUUGGCCAUGACCCUGAACCCUGACCAUGAACCCAAACCCUGAACCCAAAUCCUGAACCUUAACCCUGAACCGUGACCUUAAACCAUGACCCUGAACCCAGACCCUGACCCCCUAAACCCUGACCCUAAACCCAAACCCUAAACCAUGACCCUGAACCCAGACCCUGACCCCCUGAACCCUGACCCUAAACCCAAACCCUGAACCAUGACCCUGAACCCUGACCCUGGUACUAUGAUGGUCCUGUCACAGCCCUACAGUCUGUACACUAUUCUUAUUGAUAUUUAUAUUUCUGCUCGUCAGGAGUAUAAAUCUCUUCUCUCAGAACUUUGCUCAGACUUUGUACAGAAAGACAGUUUUGAACUUGUCGACUGUUGAAGCCUCAGAUUCACUUCAGCUGCACUUCUGAAGUUAAUGUCAAUUUUUUGUCUUUUUUGUCAUUCUGCCCUCAUAGCGAUCUAAAAGAUGAUAUAAUUACAACGAAUGUAACUUUGAGUUGGAAGCAGUCUGAAUUAAAACGUGUUUGUGUUUGAA